AUGCCUACCUUAUUUAAAUUGUUUGGCUUCGUUCUUCUGGUGAUUGAAACCCUCAUAGGAAUGGUGGGAAAUGGAUUCAUUGCUAUCGUGAACUGCAUUGACUGGUUUAGAAGCCGAAAACUAUCCCCAGCUGACAUGAUCCUCAGUUGUCUUAGCUUGUUCAGAUUUGCAUUUCAUGUCGUUUUGAUACGGGCUGAAAUAUUCAACCUCUUUCUCGUGAACCCUGUUCUGAUGCUGAACCUAAACAUUUCAUCUGAUUUCUCAUGGCUAUUUCUUAAUACGGCUAGCCUUUGGUUUGCCGCUUGGCUCAGUGUUUUGUACUGUGUAAAAAUCGCUAACUUCUCCCACCCUCUCUUCCUGCAAAUGAAGCGGAGAUUCCCUGGGCUGGUGCCUUGGCUGCUUCUGGGGACUGUGGUCUUCUCUGCAAUCACCACCACUGUGGCAUUAACAGGUAGCAACAUUUUUUCUAAAUGUAAUCUAUAUGAAUCACAUCUAAACAAGAACAAUGACUCAGCAAUUAACACAUCCAAUUCCUGUGAGUUUCUUAUCCUACUAUAUAUUUUUCCAAAUCUCUUUCCCUUCACGAUGUUUUUGUUCUCAUCCAUUUUAUUACUAACUUCUCUGUGGAGGCACAAAAAUCUGUUACAAAACAGCGCAAGGGAUGUCAGCACAGAAGUUCACCUGAAUGCCAUCAAAGCCCUGGCUUCUUUCUUCGUUCUCUAUGUAACUAACAUUUUUGUGGAAAUCUUGUCGAUAGUUUUCUUUUGGAAGGGCAUUAACGACAAUGGGGUGCAUUUAAUUCUUUUUAAUGUGAUUGCUGCAUAUUCCUCUGGUCAUGCCGUUAGCUUGAUCUUCAUGAGUCCCAAACUGAAACAGGAAUCAAUCAAGAUGCUACAUCAGCUAAGAUGCUGA
Messenger RNA from Podarcis muralis (Common wall lizard), 912 nucleotides. Lineage: Eukaryota; Metazoa; Chordata; Lepidosauria; Squamata; Lacertidae. The record is from RefSeq and is a predicted model, not a curated record.